UCUGAACUGAGCAGCAGCAGUGAGAGCAGCAGCCACAGUGGAGACACAGAGACACAGAGACAGACUGCCGGCUGACUGAGAGAAGGCUUUAUAUGUGCUGUAAUGCUAGCUAAUGGCCUGCUGGCUUCAUGUAGGUGGACAAAUUAAUGUCAAGUGGAUAUUUCAUUCUGAUAUCAUCAGUGUUGCCAACCUAAAUUUCAAAGACCAUGGAAAUACCUACGUUGAUAACGGAGCGAGGACGACCUAACCAUGGUGCUGAUACCGACACAAAUGAAAAUGCUACUGGAGGCAGAAGGAGAAUGAGAAGUAGAAGAAGAGAAACACCAAGCCGUGGGAGUAGUCAAGCUGAAAGGGAGGAGACAGAUGAAGGAGGAGGAGGAGGAGGAGGAGGUGUAGGGAUGCAUGGGAGAGGCAGAGGAGGAAGAGGAGGAGGAGCAGUGCUAGGAAGAGGGGGUGAAAGAGGUGCAAGAAGAGAAGGCAGGGAGGAGACAUAUUGGAGAGGAGGAGGUGAAGGGGGGAGAGGCAGAGGAAGAGGAGCAGAUGCAGGAAGUGGAAGAGGAGGAGGAGGAGGAUGGAGAGGAAGAGGAGCAGAGGCAGGGAGAAGGGGCAGAAGAGAUGGAGGAGGAACCAGACCGAAUUGGGGAGGGAGGGGGGGAGGCGGAAAUGAAGCGCAAGGUGCAAAUGACAGAGAAGAAGCUAGAGGUCGGAUGGCAGAAACGGGUGAAAGGAGAGGAGGACAUAGUGUGGAUAGAAGAGGAGGAAGAGGGGGUGAGAGAAGAAAUGGUGUGGGAGACGGACAAGAGAGGAAUGGAGGGAGAUCAAAAUCUGCUGGGGCACCACGUGGUAAUGGACUGGGUUUUAAAACACUCGAAGAACUCUCUGAAAAAGAUCCAUCUGCAGUGGCCAUCACCCUGUCCGCUAAACCUGCCCUGCAAGAGGUCCUGAGCGCAGCCACAAUGAGGCCGGACAUGGUCGAACUCCUCUGCCUGGUGCUGAGUAAAGCCUUCCAAGCACGGACCGACAGAAGCACCCUGCAGCACAUUGCUGGCAUCCUAAAAGAUUCAGGGUUCUUCCGCACCGUCCUGCCCCACUAUCUGAUGGGCAUGGGGACGGAGUCCAACCCCCUCCGUACGGCACAAUACCCACAGCAUCUGGACAACAUCCUGGCUAUUCUGUCAGAGGUCCUCAGCACCUUCCCCGCUAGCUCGGUCCGGACUGUGAGUUUGCUCCUGAUGGUGAUCCAAGCCUCCAUCAACAGCCUGAGGGCAUCAGGAGUGGACAUCCAGCCUCAAACGGAGGAGAGUGUGCAGAGUAUUCAGGACCUGAUCAACCACCUCCAGGAGAAAUCCAAGGAGGGUACCCUGCGCUCAGACAAGGACGCUUACGCCCUCCUACGCACUGGAGGUGAAGAAGACCAGCAAGAUUUCAGGACCAUACCCAUCUACCCCACUAGUGAGGAGUUCCAUCAGCAACAGAGGCCCUUCCUUCGACCCAACCUCACCUUUCAGCGCUACACAAGCACCCACAUCUACCUUGACACGCACUUCCGGCUGCUGAGAGAGGACUUUGUGCGGCCCCUCCGUGAGGGGAUCCAGCAAUUGCUUCGGAACCAAAUGGACAAGGAUCAUCGCCUUGCGAAGCAGUUGGAUGACAUCAGAGUAUAUUUUGACACAAAACUGGUGGUGCCCAUGUGCACCUCGACUGGCCUUGCCUACAAAGUCCAGUUUAACAUUGAGCCACUUAAGUUUGUGCAGUGGGAGAACUCCAAGAGGCUGAUCUAUGGGUCCCUGGUCUGCCUGUCUUGUGAUAAUUUUGAGAACUUCUUGUAUGCCACGGUGUCGGAUCGGGAUGCCAAAGACCUGAAGAAGGGACUGGUCCAGAUUGCCUUUACUGAAGAAAGCAGAGUCAAGUUGGCCACAAUGGAGAAAGGUCAAUCGUUCCUGAUGGCUGAGACCACUGCCUACUUUGAGGCCUAUCGGUAUGUUCUAGAGGGCCUACAGGAGCAGGUGGAGGACGAACUGCCCUUUCAGAGGUACAUUGUGGAGUGCAGCCCAGAUGUGCAACCCCCAGCUUAUCUGCGAAGAGAUGAUAUGUAUAACCUGUCGCCUGUGGCUGACCGUAAUCAUAAGGGCAAAAUACGGCCCUUUCACACCCUGAGGGCACAGGACUGGCCGGGAAUGGAAACGCUGGGCCUGGAUGAGUCUCAGAUGAAAGCCUUCAAGCUGGCCAUCACAAAGGAGCUGACCAUCAUACAGGGACCUCCUGGCACUGGAAAAACCUACUGUGGCCUUAAGAUUGCCCAGGCUUUGUUGACCAAUCAGAAGCUUUGGAGAGGUGGAGGUGAUAAGUCUCCGAUGUUGGUAGUGUGUUACACUAACCAUGCCCUGGAUCAGUUUCUUGAGGGUAUUCAUACAUUUCUGCAAGAUGGAAUAGUGAGAGUAGGAGGCCGCAGCAACAGUGAAAUCCUGAAGCGUUUCAAUCUAAGGGAGCUGACCCGCUCACGCGACUUCAGAAAUUCGCUGCCGUCUCACCUGCGUCUUGCAUUUAAUGAGAUUUUCAAGCAGCUGUGUGCAGAGGAGCGCGGGAUCCAUAAUGAGACUGUAAAGCUGGAGUGUUCUCUGAAGGGCGUCCUGCGUGAAACCUUCUUACACAGGUUCAUCUCCCACAUACACUGGAACGGUCUGCAUCAACCACCUAUGCAGGAUGGUUUUACGACCUGGGGUGUGAAGAAGACCAGUGUGAUGAUGGAGUGGUUGGGUUUGGGUUCCACCGUCUUCCUGCAGAGGGAGACAGAGGAUGCAAAUGGAAAUGGAGCAGCAGCAGCAGAGGAAGCAAUGGAGGAGGAUGAUGAGGACGACCUCAUUGAUAUCGCAGAGGAGGCAGAUCUGAUCCACGCGGAGCGGUUUGUUGAAGACAACAUUGGUCCCAGAGGUGGUCGAGAUGGCAGAAAGAAUGAAGAAAUGGAAGAGGCUGUCAGAGAAAUGGAGGAAGUGAUGCUGGCUAUGAACCUGGAUACAGUUGACAUACAGGCUGAGCAGAGCGAAGCAGGAUGGGAGUUUCAACGGCACCAGAAGAAACAGAUGAAGCACAAAAUCAGGAAAGAGCUGGCAAAGAGCACGGCCAUGACUGAAGAACAGGAAGCUGCUGUCUUGGAUAUUUGGACCCUGAGACAGCCAGACAGAUGGAAACUCUAUCGGUUGUGGGUGGCACGCUACAGAGCAGAACUUUGCACCAAAGUGCUCGAGUCUGAACAGGCCUAUCAGGACACAGUGGACAGAUUGGCCGAUGUGAAACGCCACGAGAACCUCUGUCUCCUCAAAGACGCCACGGUCAUUGGCAUGACGACAACAGGGGCAGCCAAGUUCCGUAAAGUUCUGCAGGAAGUGCGUCCACGUCUGGUGAUCGUUGAAGAGGCUGCAGAGGUUCUCGAGGCCCACACCAUCACCACGCUGAGCCAAGCAUGCCAACACCUCAUCCUCAUCGGAGACCACCAGCAGCUGCGCCCCAGUGCCACAGUAUAUGAUCUGGCUAAGAACUUCAACCUGGAGAUGUCCAUGUUUGAGAGGCUGGUGAAGGUGGGACUUCCUUUUGUCAGACUCGACUACCAGCACCGUAUGAGGCCAGACAUUGCCCGUCUUCUGACCCCACACAUCUAUGAAAAGCUGGAAAACCAUCCCUCUGUGUUGGACUACGAAAACAUCAAGGGCAUUACUACCAAUUUAUUCUUUGUGGAGCACAGCCACCAUGAAGAAAACAUCAGAGAUGGGAAAAGCCAUCAGAACAAACAUGAGGCGAUGUUUGUAGUCUCUCUUUGCCGCUAUCUUAUCCUUCAGGACUACAAACCAGAGCAAAUAACCAUACUCACAACCUAUACCGGGCAGCUCCACUGCCUGCGCAACCUUAUGCCUGCCAGCCAGUUCAAUGGGGUCAAAGUGCACGUAGUGGACAAGUACCAGGGAGAAGAGAACGACAUUGUGUUGUUGUCUCUGGUCCGCAGCAACCCGCAGGGUAAAGUUGGCUUCUUGAGCAUUCCCAAUCGCGUCUGUGUAGCCUUGUCUCGUGCCAAGAAAGGUCUCUACUGUAUUGGCAAUAGGGAAAUGCUGGGCCAAGUCAAACUGUGGAGCAACAUCUUCCACACCUUGAGAGAGAAGAACCAGGUCGGGAAUGCUCUGACCUUGAGCUGUCAGAAUCAUCCAGAUCAGGAGAUAAAAGCGUCUUGCGCCGACGAUUUCAAACAAGCCCCGGAGGGGGGCUGCAACAAGCCUUGCGAGUUCCGUUUGGAUUGUGGCCACGUUUGCGCAAGUGUCUGCCACCCCUACGACCCCGAGCACAAGAAGCACCUGUGUCGUAAGAAGUGCCAGAAGAUUUUAUGUGAUCUGGGACACAAGUGCAAACUUUUGUGCCAUCAAGAAUGCCCAAAGAAAUGUCAAAUGAUGGUGGAAAAGAUCAUACCCAAGUGUCAACACACACAGAUGGUUCCUUGCCACCAGGACCCGGAGACCUUUGCAUGCCGGGAACCGUGCAUGAAGCUGCUUCCCUGUGGACAUCAAUGUGGUUCAUUGUGUGGAUCACCAUGCACCAGUCAGUGCAAGGAGAAGGUCACCUUAAAACUAAAGUGUGGCCACAGCCAGCAAGAUGCGUGCUUUUACAAAACCGAAAUGGAGGAGCCUGUAUGUAGGACCCCUUGUAAGGAACAGCUAAUGUGUGGCCAUGCCUGUCGUGGGAGCUGCGGCAAGUGUUAUCAGGGACGGUUCCAUACCCCAUGUUCUCACCGCUGUGAGCGUCUCCUGAUUUGCUCUCACACGUGCCAGGAGCCUUGCACUCGCGAUUGCCCCCCCUGUCCGAGACCAUGUGAAAAUUGUUGCGUGCACAGCAAGUGCAUGAACCCAUGUGGACAGCCCUGCGCUCCGUGCAUUGAGCCCUGCGCUUGGCAGUGCCCUCACCAAAGCUGCAGUAAGCUUUGCCAUGAGCCAUGCGACCGUCUGCCAUGCACCCAACCCUGUGCCAAGACCCUGGGUUGCGGCCACCCAUGCAUAGGUCUGUGCGGAGACAAAUGUCCAAGCAAAUGCCUCAUCUGUGAUCACGAUGAGGUCACAGAGAUCUUCUUCGGCACUGAGGAUGAGCCUGAAGCUUACUUCAUUCAGCUAGAGGACUGUGGACACAUCUUUGAAUCCACAGGCAUGGACAAACAAAUGACGAUGGAUGACAACCAGGAGGCAAAUGAAGGAGAGCAGGUGGCCAUAAAACUGAAGGAAUGUCCGAGAUGUCGGACUCCAAUCCGCAAGAAUCUACGAUACGGAUCUCACAUCAACCGCUGUCUCGCUGAGAUAGAGAUGGUAAAGACGAAGAUAAAUGGAUGUCAGGCAGAUAUUGAGGAGCACAGGAAGGCCCUUCAAAAUCAGUGGAAUGACAACCUCUUCCUCUAUGACCUGCAACACCAAGACGACUAUAUGCAGAUCGAUAACAGACUGGGAAAAAAACAUCUCACAGCAAAGGAUCUGUGGAUCCUGGAACACAAGAUGGAUUUCCUAAUAAGAAUCGCAAAGCUGAAGAAGAUCCAAAAGGAAAAAAUGUCAGCCGUGCACAGCUUUAGCUUGGGAAAGUAUGUUAUGGAGUUUAUGCGCAGGCUCAAUGACUGGCAACAAAAAUUCACAGACCAGCAGGUCUUUGAUUUGCAGAGAGAGCUACAGAGACUCAUCCUCCUGACUGAACUCAACGCCCGACGCCAUGCGGCAGACACGACAGGACAGGGAGACAAAAUUAAAUCCGAGGUGCAAACAAUGAGAGAGGUUUUGGAAAAGUGUGGCAAAUUCACAGAGCUAGAUCAACACCGAGUGAAAAAAGCCAUGAAGGAACUAGACAAAAAGCUUCCACCCACAGGCUUGGGGAUCGAUGAGGAGGAGAGAAAGAUGAUCGUCUCGGCUAUGAAAAUGCCGUCUGGGCACUGGCACAAAUGUCCUAAUGGCCAUGUCUAUGUUAUAACAGAGUGUGGAGGGGCUAUGGAGAGUCGACUCUGCCCCGAUUGUAAGGCUACCAUUGGUGGGGCCAGUCACGCUCUGGCAAGUGGCAACCGAGUCGCCACAGAGAUGGAUGGGGCACAGCACCCUGCUUGGUCUGAAGUCAACAACCUUCUAAACUUUGAUCAGCUUCACCUCUGAAAGCCAUCUUAGAGAAGUCUGCCAGUUGGUUUUGUUUAAAUAUGCCGCAUUAUAAUGUUAUGUGCAGACAAUUAGGCUAAGAUUGCUAUAUGUGUGGACGUCAGUUGUCACUUGUUGCCAUGGUUAAUAUUCACGCAUUCUGAGGCUUGAUGGAGACACCAGUGUAAAACUCUUAUCUGUUUUUUUACUAACUGGCAACUUGAUCGCUGACGACACAGAGGCACAACGAGAUACCAACGUCAUUAUACUAUUGGCUCACAGGCUUUGUUAAGUGGGAACCAAACGUCAGAUAUCUUCCACAGAGAUAAACAAAACAUUAAUUUUGGACCUGCCAAGAUUUUUAAGUUGAUUCAUUCACAAUCAUCAUUUCAUUUUUUAGGAAAGCUACUUUUAUUUGGCACCUUUCUAAAAGCUCUGUGUUUUUGUUGUUGUUGUUGUUUUAUUAGUCUAUAUAAUAAUGUUAUCAGUAUAACCUUUAAGUCAUGCUGGACUAGGAGGAGUCUGUACACUGUUUUCACAUUUUGUUCAUGAGAGUUUUAACAUGUCCUGCUUUAGACAUAGUGGGUAGUGUGUUUUGUUUUAAAUAUGGCUUUGCUGCAGAAAGCAUGUACCAAGGAUCUAAAACAAGCCAGGUUUGUAAUGUUUAGCUUACUAAAUCAUGUGUCAAAUAUUAACUGCAAUGCUUAUGUUAAACCACAUAGAUUGAAAAUCCCUUGUGCAAGUAAGAGCUGUUCUGUACCUCACCAAUAGGUGGCAGUAAAACACUGUAAAAGAUCAUGCAGAGAAAUGACUCGAUAGUUAUCAUGCUUGCUCAAAUGGAAUAAAACAUGUUUGAAUCUA
Messenger RNA from Sebastes umbrosus (honeycomb rockfish), 6998 nucleotides. It is a transcript of the gene znfx1, whose product is annotated as zinc finger, NFX1-type containing 1. Gene Ontology annotation, biological process: regulatory ncRNA-mediated heterochromatin formation. Gene Ontology annotation, molecular function: zinc ion binding; helicase activity. Gene Ontology annotation, cellular component: nuclear RNA-directed RNA polymerase complex; nucleus. Lineage: Eukaryota; Metazoa; Chordata; Actinopteri; Perciformes; Sebastidae. The record is from RefSeq and is a predicted model, not a curated record.